UGUAGUGUUAUGUAUUUGAUUGUCAUUUAGUCAAACAAUAAAAUGAUAUAGCUCUAAAUUGACUAUACUAAAUUUAAAAUUAAAUAAAAUAUAAAUGCAACAAUUUAUAUAUAAGUAAAAAUGGUAAAUAUUUCAAAAUUCACAAUCCGCGCGAAGUGGAGAAAAAAUCUGUAGUAUAUUUAAUAAUAACUAAAUUAGUUGGAGAAGAAAUAAUAGGAAGUUAAAUUAAUGUAUUGGUCCAACCUAGACUAUUUGCAAAUAGAUAAAACGUUAUCAUGUUUUAAUAGUAUUGAUGAUUAUAUGUCCAUAUUUCUUUUACAAUCCUUUUGAGGCGAAUCAAUAUUGACUUUAUUAUUAUUAUUAUUGAUAUUUUUUAUCAUGAAACUGCCUUUAUUAUUGAUAUUGAUUGAUGCCAAUAACCAAAUGCUUUUAUUAUUGAUUGAUAAAUAUAUAAUUCAAAAAAAAAAACUGAAUAAGAAAACAAAUAAAGAGUACAUUGAUAAUAUGCUUCAAAUCUCAAAUUUUGGUUUCCACAUUUUAGAUUUUGGAUUCCAAAGAAAAUUACUUUUGGCAUAGCAAUCUGGAUUCCCAAAAUCUUCUAUUUCAUGAUGUAACUUGUUAUUUUCCAUCCAUACCAAAAACUUAGAUUUAUCUUGAUCAUCAAAGAGAUUGACAAAAUGUUUUCCGGUCUUUGAAAAAUAUUUUUUUUUAUUGUGGAUCUCUGAAACAUAUUUGAAACCAUAAUAAGAUUUUGAAGAUAUAAUUAAAGUAGACUAUAAAAAAUAUGUAAAAGCCACGUACAUGAAAACAUAAGAAUUAUGCUUUUUUUAUGCUCUCAAGAUGUCACAUUAUGUCAUGUGCCUAACUCCUUCAGAAAAUAAUAUGAUGAUUUGGUUAAAAGAAUUCAAUGCGGUGUUGAAACCUGAACUUUCCUUUUCAUGAGUUGGCCAUGUGUAUUGCAAUGACUUCAUAAAACAGGGUGCAGGAACCACUUUGGCAAUUUUUAAUUGUUUUGUCUUUCUGGAUAGGUUUUAUUUUCGUGAGAUUCGUGAGACAUGCGAUGUUCGUGAGAUUUGUGAGACAUGCGCUUAUAUAAGAUAUAACAACGAGUUGAUAUUAGGGUUGUUUUGGUACGAUGGUUUACUAAUAGAUUUAAAUGGUUCAAUUAUAUAAUAAUGUAACCAAUUUAUAGUUAGAGUAGAAACCGGAUACAUAUAUAAGGUGAAAUAUUUGGCACAGGCUGUUAUAAUAUACAGGGAAAGACUAAAAAAGUAAUAAAAAGAAAGAGUGCAGUAACAUUUCAUUGGUAGAUUUUUUUGGACUAUUUUUCUUUUAUUAGUAUAGAUUAUGUUCAUAUAAAUGUAUACUCUCAUUUGUAAAGUGACAAAAUUAACACAAUAAAUAGUAACAAAACUCUCAUCCUCAUGUUUUCUCUCUACUUUCCAUAGAUUUGAGUAAAAGUACUUAUUAAGUCAAAACAAAAACAAAAGAAAAUGAAGACAAAACACAAAAAAAAAUACGUAGAUAGUAUGAUAGGAAUAAGAAUGAAAGUAACGAAAAAAGUAAAAUAAUAGAAAACUUGUUCUUUAUUAUUCCAUCCCGGAUUUGAUAAGAAAUAGUUUUAUUCUGUGCUUCCUUAAACUAAAAGGAAUGAGAAGAAAAAUUAAAGAAAAAAUAUUAUUUAUAAAUAGUAUCAAAUCUAAGAAAUGAAUAAGACUUGACCAUUCCAUUCAUUCUUUUGAUCUGGACCUUAAACUAGUGUUAUCCAUUUACUGAUAAUUACGGAAACGGAUAAGAGUUGACCAAAAAAUAAUUCAACAAAUCUAGUAAGAAAAUCUAAAUAAGAGUUUGUACGUCACACUUCUGGUAAGAGAUAAAAGGUGAAUUAAUAUGGAUAUCAACGAAUUGAUUAGUAGUUGACUCCGACUGAUUAUAUAUACCGAUAAAUAUCGAUGGAGAAAUAGAAGUAAAAUUUAAAAAUGGAUACACGUCAAAUGCUGGUUAUAUUUUCUUAUGUGGUUCUCACGCAUAUGACCCUAGGAAACAUUGAUGAGUUCGAUUGUGUUGAUAUAUACAAACAACCCGCUUUUCAACAUCCAUUGUUGAAACACCACAAGAUUCCGGAAAAAUUCACUUCGAAUGAAAGUUUUGAUAGAAAAAAUAAAUAUAAAACAAAUGAUCAAAGUUGUCCAAAAGGAACCGUGGCAAUCUUAAGACAAAGAAGUGAAACUGAGAGCCUUCAUCUCGACACAAUCUAUCAAUUCGGCCACCAUUUUGCGUUUAUGGAUGCAUCUUCGUUUGAAACCAUCUAUCGAGGAGCACAAGCUGAUAUAAGUAUUCAUAACCUAACUUUACAAAAUAACCAAUACAGUAAAAGUCAAAUUUGGUUAGAGAAUGGACCUAUUGCCGAACUCAACAGCAUACAAGUUGGCUGGGCGGUACAUCCAAGAGUGUAUGGAGACAGUGCUACACGAUUGACUAUAUAUUGGACCGGAGAUGGCUAUAAGAAAACUGGAUGCUAUAAUACAGAAUGUCCUGGAUUUAUUAUUAUUACUCGAAAACCCUCGAUUGGAAGCAUUUUUAAACAAUCCUCCGUGUAUGGUGACAAGCCAGUAACUUUCACACCACAAGUUGUUCAGGGCUUUUUUGGAAACUGGGCACUGACAGUAGACGACGAAAUAAUUGGAUAUUGGCCCGGAGAGCUAUUUACACACUUGAACAAAGGAGCUUCUCGGGUGCGUUUUGGAGGAAACACAUUUAUGUCUCCAGAUGGGAUUAGUCCUCCAAUGGGAAAUGGUCAUGUUCCGAUCUAUGACUAUGAAAGGAGUUCGAGUUUUCUUCAUGUGAAACUUACGAAUGAUAAGUAUCAGAGCAUCGAAGCUGAAACACAAAUGGGGGUUGCAGAUUCUAAGUGUUUUACACUAAUAAGUCGGGAUUACACCAAUGAGACUGGAAAGUCCUUUUCUUUUGGAGGACCAGGUGGAAGAUGUGGUGUUUGAUUAUUUUAUAUAUGUUCUGACCAAGACUAUCAAAUUUACAAAAGAAAUAUGAACUGUUUUCAAUA
Messenger RNA from Brassica napus (rape), 3064 nucleotides. RefSeq lists its product as uncharacterized. The coding region runs from base 1980 to 2999 and encodes 339 amino acids. Lineage: Eukaryota; Viridiplantae; Streptophyta; Magnoliopsida; Brassicales; Brassicaceae. The record is from RefSeq and is a predicted model, not a curated record. The transcript is spliced from 7 exons.